This is a messenger RNA of Tetrahymena thermophila SB210, 1380 nucleotides long. RefSeq names its product lanthionine synthetase C-like protein. The record is from RefSeq and is a predicted model, not a curated record. Gene Ontology annotation, cellular component: plasma membrane. The transcript has 3 exons. Gene Ontology annotation, biological process: peptide modification; carbohydrate metabolic process. Lineage: Eukaryota; Ciliophora; Oligohymenophorea; Hymenostomatida; Tetrahymenidae.
AUGGAUAGAUAAUAGGAAGUAAGACACAUUGAAAAUCCUUAUCCUCCUUUUUAGGGCAGCAACUUUAAUUUAGAUAAGGAAAGAAAGAAUAUUUUGUUAUUGCUACUUGAAAAUAUCGAUAAGUUUUACAAAAAUGUAAAAGUUGGAGAAAAGAGAGCAAUCGCUUCAGAAUAAAAAUAGUCUGAUGUAUAAUAUAAUAUGUUUGAUGGAGCUGGAAGCUAUUUAAUAGCCUAUGUAAAGCUGUUCUUAUUUUUCCAAAGAAUAAAUUAAGCAGAUUCAAACUUUCUUGAAUAAAAUACUCCUAAUUAGCUAAAAUAAUAUUUAAAGAAAGAAAAAUAUGAAUAGGAUAUCGUCUAAUAAAUCCAAGUUUUAGAAAAUUUGAUUUAGUAAAGUAAAUUCAGAGAUAUAACAUUCUUCUUUUCUCCUGUUGGAGUUUAUCUUGUCUCUAUGAUAUACUAUAACGAAGUCAAAGACUAAAAAAAAUUUGAUAAUAACUUAUAAAAGAUUUUAGAAUUUACUCCUGAAAUAAUUAAAAAUUAAAAUUCUCCUAAGUUAUAUCAUGAAAUAUUGUAUGGUACAUCAGGCUAUUUAUAUAAUCUUCUCUUUAUAUAAAAGAAUUUUUCUGCCAUGAUCAAUGCAAAUACAAGUAAAAUGCUUGUUGAAUGUAUAGAAAAAAUUUUUACAAUAAUCAUAAAAGCAGGGUAUACAAUGAAAGAAGACGAUAUAGGCUUCAGAUUAACAUAUAAUUUUCACUAAAGAGAAUAUCUAGGAGGAGCUCACGGAUUAUUUGGAAUUUGUUAGAUUCUUAUGGCUACAAUAAAAUAAAACCCUUAACUUAAAUAAAUUCAAAACGUAAAUGUUGAGAGCCUUAUUUAGAAAUCAAUAUUAUUUUGUGCCUCUUUGUAAAUGUAAUCUGGAAAUUUUCCAUCUGGAACUCAUCGUAAAGAGACAGAUUUCUUAGUUUAAUUUUGUCAUGGUUCUCCUGGAGCAGUUGUUCCUCUAAUAUUAGGAUCUUAAUUAUUUGGAGCAUAAAAUUUGUUGGAAUCAGCUAAAAGGGCAGGUGAAGAUAUAUGGAAAUUUGGUAUUCUAAAGAAGGGUUACGGUAUUUGUCAUGGAAUUUCAGGAAAUGCCUAUGCUUUUUUACCUCUUUAUAAUAUUACUAAAGACUUAAAAUGGCUUUAUUACUGCUUUACUUUUCUUUAAAUAUAAAAAAAUAAAUAAAUAAUGGAUAUAAUCAAUAAAUUUGACUUACCAGAUAGAUAUAUGGUUGGUGUUUCUGACUAUCCUUUUAGUUAUAUGAUGGGUCUAGCUGGAGAUAUUUCUUUAUUUACAGAUUGUCUUUAUCCUGAAUAAUCUUUAUUCCUAGGUUUUGAAUUAUGA